UGUUUAUUUAGCUUAACCCACGUGUAUCUCAUGGUUUGGUGCGUGGUCCAGGAGAACCAGCAGAGCAUUGUACUGUGAGUUCACCUCUGUGGCAGGUUCAGCACUCGGCUGCACGAUGGCUGACUGGGACUACGACUAUCUGAUCAAGCUGCUGGCGCUGGGAGACUCGGGCGUGGGGAAGACCACCUUCCUCUACAGGUACACCGACAACAAGUUCAACCGCAAGUUCACCACCACAGUGGGCAUCGACUUCAGAGAAAAGAGAGUAGUGUACACGGGGACAGGUGCUGAUGGGGCGACUGAGAAGAACUUCAGAGUCCACCUUCAGCUCUGGGACACAGCCGGACAAGAGAGGUUCCGCAGCCUCACUACAGCUUUCUUCCGAGAUGCCAUGGGCUUCCUGUUGAUGUUCGACUUGACCAAUCAGCAAAGCUUCCUCAACGUCAGGAACUGGAUGAGUCAGCUGCAGGCCAACGCGUACUGCGACAGCCCGGAUGUGGUGCUGGUGGGCACCAAGGCCGACCUCCGAGACGUGAGGGACGUUCAUGCCCGCCAGGCCAGAGAUCUGGCAGACAGAUACGGCAUCCCUUACUUUGAGACGAGUGCGGUGACGGGUGUGGAGGUGGACCAGGCCGUGACCACCCUGCUGGAGCUGGUGAUGAAGAGGAUGGAGCAGAGUACGUACGGGGGCCACGGCGCCGAACCCAACGGCAGCCCCCUGUCCAGCAACGAGGUGGAGGAGGCCCCCGCCACCAGGAGGUGCUGCUGAUGUCACCACCAGCAGCCGCUCUUUUCACUUUUUGCCCCACGUAAUGCCGCAGUUUCAGAUGCUUCUGUCUCCUGAAGGUUGACGAGGGUGCCUGCUCGGUGAGACGUUUAAGAUACGAUCCAUACAUGAGACGUGUAGCGCUUUGGAAGUCUGACCACUACAGUACUGGUAACAGCAUGAGCUCCCCGUAAUGGUGUUUAUUCAGUCUGUGGAUUGUUAUGUGAGAAACAGGAGCAAGACGUUUAAAGAUGUGUAUAACAACUGAUAUAAGAACUCAUCUGACAUAUCGGAACAAGCAAACAUUUGAUCCUCUUUGAAGCCGUGUCUGUUAAAGAAGGUGAUGGACUCAGAGACAGUUGACAUGUUGAAGGUGUUUUUAUAAUUCAAAUGAAGAACAAAAGACAAAUUAGCCACAUGGAAACAUUGAUCACCCUGUUAAACAAGAUGUGUAUCAGGUUAGAUGUUGUCUUUGCUGUUAGAGGUUGUUCAUGCAAAGACCUGUGAAGCCCUCGAAGGCCUUCAGAGAAAAGCUGGUGGAUGUCGGAGAGUCUGGCAAGGCCCUGAAAAACAAUAGUUUGAUGUAAAUCUUUUUGCUGGAAGAAAAAUCAUCUCCAAGUGCCGUAGAUUUAAAAAGAACGCGGAAUUGUUCCAGAUGUUGCAGGAAGUUCGGCUCCAGAGUAGACUGAUGCAGAAAGACGUCUCCAGGAUCUGCAGGUGACUCUACAGGCGGCGUCAAAGUGUUGCAUCUACAGUCAGACAGAGGCUGACCUGCAUGGAGGCCGGCCUUGAAAGACGACAUCGUGCCAGUGAUCAGACCAGGCCUUUUGGAAUGAUCUGCUCUGGAAGGACGACUGAAAGCAGAGUAGUUUGGGGGUUCUUUGCUGCCUCUGGACACGGGCAGCGAGCAGUCGCUGAUCCAGCUGUGACUGAAUCCUUGAAAACAAUGUGAGGCCGUCUGUUGGAAAGUUGCAGUUGAACCUGUGGUUGGUCUUCACUUGGACAAUAAUCCCUAACAAACUAGCAGGUCCACCGAGGAAUCGAAGAAAUGGAGGUCAAUGGCUUGACCUGGUCAGAUGAUCCCAGAUUUGAAUCCGAUUGAAAUCUUGGGGGAAAUUUGAAACAAGCACAAAAGUCCUCAAACAUGUUGAAGGAAAGUGUUCCAGAUGUUUAUCAAGCUGAUGUCAGAGACAAGGAGUUAUUUCUGCUAAAGAGGGAGACGCUAGUUUGAAGAAUAUUACGUCUCUUGAUAUUUUUGUUCAAUAAGUAAUUGAAAAACAAUAUUUUUUUCUUGUAGUGUUGAUCAGACGUAUCACCUUCACCUGUGUCUCAAACAGGCUCAAAUGUUUGCUUCUCCAUAUACGUCUAAACAGCCAACAUGGGAUGUGACUUGUUGUAAGAAGUUGGUUAUAAUUCAGGAAAAAGUCAAUUAUCGUCAUCAGAUCGGUCAUAUCAGAGCAAAAUACCGUUUUUAUUUGACACGUUGAGGCAUUGAUGGAAGGAAUAUGCAGGCACAUGAUGUAUAUUUAUCAUGGAGUAUAAUCAAAAACAUUUAAGACAUGGUUUCUUACAUGGACGAUGGCUUCUGUUAGAACAACCGAGAUAGCACAGUCCCUUACAUGAUUUAUGACUUUUAUACGACAUGUACAUAAGCAGCCAAGCUUUUCUAUGCAUUAUGGAACAAAGUCACCAUGCAGAUCGAACACAGGUACGAGAAUGUUAAAGGGUUGUUGGAGCGAAUCCUGUGUAGUGCUGAAUUUGGAAUAAAGACAUUGUGUGUUCAUGGUUA
Stegastes partitus (bicolor damselfish) is the source of this 2555-nucleotide messenger RNA. RefSeq names its product ras-related protein Rab-27B-like. Lineage: Eukaryota; Metazoa; Chordata; Actinopteri; Pomacentridae. The transcript has 5 exons. Gene Ontology annotation, molecular function: GTPase activity; GTP binding. The record is from RefSeq and is a predicted model, not a curated record. Bases 116 to 769 code for a protein of 217 amino acids.